This is a messenger RNA of Rattus norvegicus (Norway rat), 6763 nucleotides long. NCBI's taxonomy places the organism in Eukaryota, Metazoa, Chordata, Mammalia, Rodentia, Muridae. The record is from RefSeq and is a predicted model, not a curated record.
CCACUGUGAUGUAAGAAUGAGUGUCCUCUGUAUAAGACAGUGGACCAGCCUGUUGAAUUUGUCCAUAAGGACCAGGGAGCAGGUUAACGUUGACCUGUGGGACUCCUUGAUAGCUUUGUAUUUUGUUAGUUGACGGGGUUAUUGUACCUCACAACUUGUGUUCACCAGAUCACAGGGAUGGACAUCACUUCUAUUAAGAAGACUUUGGGCAGUCAGUAUAGGGUGGUUUUCUUUCUUGGACAGGGUUCAUAUGGCAGGGUGAGAUUGGCCUGGCACCGGAGAACGCAGGCCCUGGUUGCCAUCAAAACGGUAGAGAUCAGCAAGGACACCAUCAGGGGGAUCCUGUCUGAAAUGACCACAUUGGAGUCAUUGAACCAUCCGAAUAUAAUUUCUUUAUAUGAGGUCCUGAUCACAGGGACCGGAGUUCAUUUUAUAUUACAAUAUGCUCCAGGAGGCAACUUAGGAAAACUAAUAAGUGAGGAGGGCCCAUUGCCAGAAGAAAAGGCGAAGAAAAUGUUCGGACAGGUCGUAUCUGCCAUAAGAUAUUGCCAUAGCCUGGAUAUUGUCCAUCGCGACAUCAAGCCACAGAAUAUACUGAUAGAUGGAGAGGGCAAUAUUAAGCUGAUCGACUUUGGCCAGGCCAUCAAAUGCAAACCUGGUACAUUACUGAGUAGGCACUGUGGAACCAGGGACUUUAAUGCCCCAGAACUGGUAUUAAGGGAGCCAUAUGAUGGCAAGAGUUCUGAUGUGUGGAGUUUGGGGGUGGUGCUCUAUUUCUUUACCACUGGCUACUUACCCUUCAGAGGAAAGACCAUCAAUGAUGUUGAGGAAAGGAUUACAACAGGGACCUAUACCAUUCCUACUCACCUGUCUGGGCAACUCGAAAACCUGAUACAUCAAAUUCUGAGAGUUUCCCCAGGUAUGAGGCCCUCUGUAGAGGAAAUUGAAAAUCACCCAUGGAUCAAGAAAUGUGAGUUUAAAAUCCUGCCCAAGACUGACCCAGAUUACAAAAUUAUAGAAAUGCUCUGUGCAAUGGGGUAUAAAGCCAAGGACAUCUUGGAAUCCCUCCAAAAGAAAAGAUACGAUGAACCAAUGGGGGCAUAUUUGAGCUUAAAAGAUCAUGUAAGCAAAGGGUUUGAUGUUGGAUAUAUCACUCUAGCCAAGCCUGGGGAUCCAUGCCCUCCGCCACCCCCAUCACCAGCACAUCCCUCUGUCUUUGGCCUUCCUCUCAGGAGAAGGGCCAGUGAGCCCAUCUUUGGCCUCCACCACAGACCUCCCUCAAGAGAACAGAAUCCUCUUGACCUGAUUCUAUCAGGACUCAAGAUGAGCAGGUGUGUCUCCAUGCCUCCCAUUGCGGUAUACUAUCCUAAGAAGGAGAGAAGCACUUCUACCCGUGCCCUCCACUCAACACCUGUGGCUUGCCCGUGCGUCAGCAACAACAUGUCGGAAGUUGAAAUAAUCCUGCCACCUAAGCAAGACAUUGAGAUGAAUACGUCAUCUCCCCCUCAGAGGAUGGGAUGGUUUAAGAGACUCCGCAAAGGAAUCAGGGACUGUUUUUCAAGACUUUGCUGCCUCCCAAGGGCUCCAAAGAAAAAAACCCAGCAUAGAUCCUCCAAGAGAGUGGCCCCCCUGAAAAAGGCAGCAAGCAGUACCAUAUAAAAGCUUCCCUCCUGCAGAUAAUGGUGCAUUUGAGGCCAGGACAGUCAUGGACUCCUGAGUACAAGGAAAGUGGCUCAUUGUUGCUAAGGAUCCCAACUCAAAUUAGCAACACUGGACUGAAAACACAAACUAAAAUCCUCCUACCUGAGCAAGGUAUGCAGAAAAAAUGAGAGACUGCUGUUCUCAGGGACAAGUAUCCAUAUGGAAUCUAUAGUGAUGAUCUAUGCCUGGCAGAGGAACAAUGGUCAACUAUCUAAUGGGCCCCCUCAAAGUCUCCCUGCAGCUCAGAAGAACACCAAGGGCCUCAGCUCUGUCAUUCCUGUAUCACUGUGGAGCAUCUGCCAAGAAUGGACACCAGCAUCAGUAGACCAGGGAGAGACUGGUUCCCACACUUUAGUUCCGCACGCCCAAACAGUAAAACAACAUCCUAUCCCCUAAUGAGGUAUGUACAUAAUGACAGAGGAUUCUCCACACAAACUUGAUUCACAAGAACAGGGCCUCUUUGGUAGACACCCAAACCAUCUGAAACCAGGCAAGAAGACGUGAGCAGUAGCCUUCGAUCCCUGUACCUCAAGACCAAAUAACACUCAUUCUGAUAGGAUACAUGAGCUGGUCCUCGUUUAUCUUCAUUCCCCAAUUCCUUCUAUCUCCUAUCCGCAUGAAGACCUUUCCUUCCCAUGCUCUGAUCUGAAUCUUGUUCCGCAAUUCAUGGAACACAUUUGAAAAGUCGAUCUGGACCUCCAUGUCCUCAUUUGUCCGUAUGGACCUUCAGGAUGGACAGUCUCUGGAAGAUCCUGUGACAGCUGCAGGAUGGGCUGAGCAGCUGUGUUUGUCCAUAUCUACGGCAGAAGCACUUGAGCCAAUAGACUACCUAACAGUGCCAUUCUGCCCUUAACAAUAAUGUGAGGAUUCCCCUGUCUCCAUAUGAACCAACCUGCCUGCCCCAACACUGUGCUAAUGUCGCUGCGGGAACACUAAGGACAUGAGGACUAUGAGAGUAGGAUGCUCGGUGCAAAAAAAUGAGUUCCCUUUUAAUACUGACUAAGAUGCUCAGGCCUCAAAGGAGGUGGACUGCAAGGGUGAGAGCUGAGUGUUCCUUCUGGAUAUGAGUCAACACCAGCACGCAGGAAUCCACCAGGUUUGGAUGGACGAUGCAUCUGACCAGAAGAGGGGAGUAGUAAGUUUCUGGGGUACACUGAAAGAUCCCUCACUCUGUGUAAUUACCCAGGAAAUGAAAUAGUCUUGUCCAUGUGGACAUUGGUGCCCAAAUGAGAAAAAUAGUGUAUAUAUCCUGACCACUUAAAAGUCAUGCUUUUUCUGAGAGAACCUCUGAGCUCGAAAGACUGUGAAAUAGGAUGUCUGCCUGUACCAGAAUCUUUCCAGUGUAGAGAAUUUCAUCAGGAAGGAAGAGGCCCAGAGCAUGCACAUAUGUUGAACUCUUGAAGGGCACCCAGUUUGAAAGAGAACAUCAAAGGCCUGAAUCAGUGUGAAACAUGCUGUCUGCAAGUACUAGAACACUUCCUGAGAGCAAGGGACACUGCCAAACCACUAGAGCAAAAGUUAUGAUGGAUAAAGAGACAGGAGUUCUGGUGACCUGUAACCACAUCAGGAGCCCCAAGGGUCACCUCCUGCUAAACCAAACAUAACCUUUAUCAGUGAAGGUCACUCCCGAGAAACCCUGUUGAGAAACCCUGCAGACAGGAAAGCCAAGGAGGCCUCCUCCUUCCCAUUGUCAUUAUUUUCUAAGGGAGCUUGAACAGGUUAGCUCCUACAGACUUCUUAAACUGCCUGGAACACUCUGCUAAUUCUGUGUUCCCACACUCUUCAACUGAGUCAAGAGAAGAAAACAGAUAUUUGGAACUCUGAUCCAAUCAAAUUAAUAUUCUGGUGAUCAGAAGCCAAGACUGUACAGAGAUUUCUGAGGCCUCUCCAGGAAUUCUGUCCAGAAUCACGCUCUGGAGGACUUCAGUGUGCGAGAAUGUGAGUACGUUGGAUGGACUCUGGGGUCUAAGGAAUGAAGUUUGUCCUCAUUAGGACAAAAAGAUACAAGGGGAACGCCGGAGUACAUAUAGAACACAGGGUGCCAUGAUGUGGAGCCCGAAGACAAGGGAGGCUGCUGAACACUCUAAUGACUGUAUGAGUGAACUUGGACAUGAACAGUGUAGCUGGAUCUGUUUGCCUUCAGUUCAAGCUGCAAUGUUGUCACCAUCUCCUCUUUAAGCCCAUGUAUCCUUGACAAGGUUGUUCUGCCCUUCAAGCUCAUAUGAUGGUUGUGCAUGUAGGAGACCUAGCCUUCUGUCACCAAGGAAACAGAAAGCAGAGGAGGAAUGUGACCGUGGGAGGCUGCAGGCAAAAGUGAUGUGGGGCCACAACUGUACCUGGAAGCUACAUGGUACAAUCCCUGAGGCCCUGUUCAGACCUUCAUUCUAUUCUGGUGUCUUCCUAGUGACAGCCCUGCUAGCCAAUGACAACAACUUCUCCCUGAUCUUCCCCAGCCUUGCUUCCCAGUCCUGAGACUUGAAGAGCACAGAGGAGGGCCUCUGUAGGUCAGUCACUGGCUCUGGACCAUUGACCACUACCACUGCUUUUACUUGGGAUGGUGUUCAAAUUGUGGGAUGUCUGAGAAAGCUGGGUUCCACGUUUUUGCUAUGCAACCUGUUCCUCACGUCCUGGACUUUGCCGGCUCCAGUCCUCAGUUGCCAUUCAGUAAGCAUUGUGACGUGUCAGGCUCUCAGGAGAAGCCAGAUCCCAGUGGCAUUAGUGUGACAAACAAGCUGUGCCCAAGGAGCUGACACUCUGGCAGAGUCCAGGACAUCCAGGAAGACAGAGGUGGUGAGGAAAGUCUGCAUCAAAACAGAUAUCACCAACUAUGACUCUGACAUCCAAUGAAGCAGUUGAGGGCCAUGAUGCUUUUCUGACUGAGGCAACACAGCCUGGAGCUCAAAUCCCGAGGCUGUGCACCAAAGUCCUUCCCUGUUUGUCACUGGUGAGCAGAGUCUGACCUGAAAGUCUGGACCUGAUCUCUCAGUGAAGGCAAAACCGCUUGACCUCUGAUUUUGAACUGCAAUUGUUUUAAAAAUCUAUUUAUUUAGGUUGCUAUUGAUUUAAAAAUCUAGUUCAAUAUGGGAAAAAAUACACUUUUCAAUCUCCUGGAACAUUCUGUCUCAGAGAGGACCAUGUCUACACGUCAAAGGAAAGACCAGAUCCUGGUGCUUUCCCACAAGAAGUUGCUCAAUGUGGCUACCAGGCAGGCCAAACAUAAGCCUCUGUCUGCAGACAGGAGGGCACCAACAAUGUGUCAAGCAACCUCAUCUGCAUCGUCACAAGCAUCUGCAGUGUGGAUAUCUGGUCAACAUGGUCGUUUGACAGUUGUGGAGCCCCUCCCACCAAUAAAGGUGAAGAACCUGAAGGAUCUGAAGCUGUGCCAGUACAUGCUGGAGAAAUACUUGACUGGACUCGGGAGUAGGAGCCUAGGCAUUGGCCCACAGAUGUGCUGUUCUCCUUCUAUGGAUACCUGUCGCAACAACACAAUCUUCUCUGUCUACUGGAGUUGUCUUGGUUGUAGAUUUGGAGAUCCUCAAUGUCCCAGCUUAGUUCUCUAAUGUUAAGUCAUAUCGACUCUUAGCAUAGUACUUUAUUUGCCACUGUUCUUUCUACCUUUAUUUUGCCAGAAUUUUCUAUGGGUAAGUUAUUCCAUCUAUAACACUUUAUGAUGUGUAAGCCCACACGAGGGUAUCCAGAGCCCAUACACAAUGUGCUCUUAUUUACCUGUGAGAAGUCCAAGCCAGUAACCCCAAUCUUAACUCAGUGGUGAGAAGGAACUUAAAACUUAGAACAGGACUUGUUUUCAUUCCUUUCUUGUUAGUAUCAUUCACAACUUCUGUAGAAGUUGGGAGUCCAGAAAGCAAAGGGCAGGAUUUUCUCACAUGAUCUUGACCCAUGUUGGGUUUUCUGUCUUCCAUCUCCACCUUUAACAUUAAAUAUACCACAUCUCUCCAAAGGUCAUGCCUAUUCUAGUGUGCUGCACUCAGUGACGAAGUUGGACCAAGCGUCAAAAGAGUGAAGGCCAAGCUCUGACUGUGACAGAGAGUUUGAGAUAGACAACUGAUGCUUGGAAAAACACUUGACUUCUCGCUGGGACUUCCAUCUAUUGUAAAUAACCAACAACCUGUUCAAGGAUCAAUGUGCCUCUGAGAUGAGGACAACAAGGUAGAAGGGAGUCCACAGAAGGAAACGGGUCUGAGGGCUAACACCAUAACGCUUCCAAUUCUGUCUUCUAGGCAUCACUAACAAAUCUAUAUAGUCCUACCUCCCAGAAGAUGAGUGAAGGUGUUACAGUUAGGAUGACUGUUGACAUGAGGCUCUCAGAGGUUCUCCACAAAUCUGAAGGACAAAAUUGAGAUUGCCAUUCAUAUGGUCUUUCCAUAGUCUCCCCUUGCAAUCAGAAUGGACCAUCACUAUGGACCUCAUCUAUUAGAUGCAGGGCUGCUGCUGACACACUGGAUAGAGCACACACAAGCUCCCUGUCUGACUCCCUCAGCUCUUGCAUGUCUCCUUGGCUAUCAUUUCAGAGCUUCUGAUUCUUCAGACAUCAGCUUCUUGAUACUGAAGAGAUUGUUCUACUUGAUGAGCCCAGGCCUAGAAGAUGGACAGCAUCCAAGAAGCCUGGCCCAUCUAAGGCCAAGUCACAUCUUCAUGAAAUAUUGAAAAGCAUUUGUGCACAGGAUAAAGGUGCAAGGACCAAAGUCUCCUUAGACUUUCCAGCAUACAGAGGGUCUGACAGACUCAGGUCAAAGGUUGCGUCUGAAGCCUAGAUCAUGAAGAAGGCCCCACUCCACAGGAGAAGCCUGUGGCUGAUGCUGUUGCAACUAGGACUAUGAUUGUGAAACUUGUGUCUGUGGAUAGCAGAUUCACGAAUCUUGUGCCCAGGUAUCCACAGGCCUUUUUUCAUACAUUCCUUGGUAUAACUUUGCAAGUCCUGACUUUGGACGUGUCGGGUGCUGAUGGUAUCUCACUUGAUAUAUAGUACAAGAAAGAUUUUUACCCCUUUAAGGGGCUGGAAAUAGACUGGACUCACAGUUACCAUUAAAACUGAAGUUCUGUC